CUUGUAUUGCACUCUAUUGCCCAGUUAUAUUGCCCAGUUCUAUUGCCCAGUUCUAUUGCCCAGUUAUUUUGCAUUGCACUUUUAUAUUGCCGAUUUGCACAUUUUUCUUGCACACCUUUAUGGCCCAUUUGUAUCUUCCAUUUGUAUUGUCUUUUAUAUUACCCUUUUGUAUUACCCUUCUAUAUUGCCGUUUGCCCAUUCAUAUCACAUUCCUCUUGCCCUUUCAUAUCGCCCGUUGCCCGCUUGCCCUGCCCGCCGCGCGCCAGGCCCGUGCACCACGCCCCAGUCUCCGCGACGCGCACCGCUCCAUCAACUCGCUCUACACCACCCAUAUAAGCACCACCAGGGCUCCGGAAAGGCCACGAAACACGCCGCCACCCCGCCGCCACACGCCCUCGCGCCGCCCCCGCACCGCCGCAGGAGAGCAGGCCCGAAUCCCGGCACCACCGCCCCGAACCGGCCAAACCGCAGUGUCUGGCGCACCGCCAAGACCCCCUUAGCCGCCCGCUAAGAGCCCCCACAAAACCCCCCAAAAACCCAAAAAAAACCAAAAGAACCCAGAAACCUCCCAUAACCCUCCCAGAAACCCCAGAAAACCCCAGAAAACA
Messenger RNA from Metschnikowia bicuspidata var. bicuspidata NRRL YB-4993, 608 nucleotides. RefSeq lists its product as uncharacterized. The transcript has a single exon. NCBI's taxonomy places the organism in Eukaryota, Fungi, Ascomycota, Pichiomycetes, Serinales, Metschnikowiaceae. The record is from RefSeq and is a predicted model, not a curated record. The coding region runs from base 120 to 500 and encodes 126 amino acids.